AUGUCUGGGGAAGCGUGGUUAUACCUCUUCGCGGUACUGGUAAAUGCCGUCAACCUGUUCCUGCAGGUCUUUUUCACCAUCAUGUACAGCGACCUGGAAUGCGACUACAUCAACCCUAUCGAUCUCUGCAACCGCCUCAACACCUACAUCAUCCCCGAAGCCGCCGUACAUGGAUUCCUGACGUUUAUCUUCCUGAUCAACGGAUACUGGCUGCCACUCAUCCUUAACCUGCCCCUUCUCGGAUGGAACAUCAAGAAGAUCGUUGAUAACGCGCAUCUGUUGGAUGCUACCGAGAUCUUCAGGAAGCUCAACGUGCACAAGAAGGAGUCGUUCAUCAAGCUCGGCUUCCACUUGAUCAUGUUCUUCUUCUACCUUUACAGCAUGAUUGUCGCUCUCAUCAAGGACGAGUCACACUAG
Molecule: messenger RNA, 417 nt
Organism: Pyricularia pennisetigena
Lineage: Eukaryota; Fungi; Ascomycota; Sordariomycetes; Magnaporthales; Pyriculariaceae
Exons: 3
Coding region: 1-417 (138 amino acids)
Biological process (GO): endoplasmic reticulum to Golgi vesicle-mediated transport
Cellular component (GO): COPII-coated ER to Golgi transport vesicle; endoplasmic reticulum membrane
Source: RefSeq, a predicted model, not a curated record